UAAGUUUGGAUCGAGAUCAUUUAAGUCAGAUCUACUUUACUAAUUGCUAAGUCCACUCGAAAACAUGAUCUACAUUUACGAAUUUACCCGUAAGUCAUAACUCCACCGCGUUUUCCCUAAGAAAGGAAAUCCACAACCGGAGCAGCAACCAAGACGAAGAGUGCGAUAGAGAGAAUGCAGCAGAGGAGAUCGGCAGCCGGCAGGCCAUCAGGAACUGAUGGCUCCGACUUUUCCUAUCGCAUGGUGGUUGAUUCCAGGUACACUAAAGUUGCCAAAGGGAAAUCUCGUCUCUCUUUUCUCCUCUUAAUUCAGGGUCUCGUCUUAUUUGUUGGUGCCAUUUUAAUGUUGUUAUCAAUGAUAAAGGGAGAAGAUUCUGAUGUGCUCCGUCUUUCAUCAAUUGUUCUCAAUUUUCUUUCUCUUCUUGUUUGUGAAUUAGGUCGUAGGCGAAGCCGAUCACCACUGUUGAAUAUUUACUUGAUUGUGUCAUUCGUAGCAGUGGGCCUCUCAGUAGCUUGUGUAAUGAAGACCAAUCUCCUAUUUGAGGUUAUUCAAAGUGGGGUUGCGGACUGCUGGGAAAAACAAAGCUUGCAGCUCAUUGAAGCUCUUCGUGUUUUCAUUGAUUUGUUGGUGAAGAUAGUUGCUGUGACUACCACUAGAUCUCUGAUUUAUAACAUGUCUCCUCCUAAAAGAUCGUCUUGACCUUCCGCCUUCAAUCUGAGCCAUUCUGGCAGAUUCUCAGAUUUUGUUGAACUUUUCAAACUUAAAGUUCCAUUGAUACCAGAAACUACAGAAUUUCUAAGGUUCCAGUACAGCAGUACCAAAUUUUGUGAAUCUUUAGCUCUAAAAUCUUGUCAUUUGUAUACUGCUUUACUGAAUUGUGAAAGGUUAAUUUUGUAAGGUUAUUAUUUCGAUUUACUGCUGUAAAAAUGACAUUACAUUUUAAAACUAGUUCCGAAUCUCUCAAAAUCUUAUCUUGAAAGUUUUUUAA
This is a messenger RNA of Chenopodium quinoa (quinoa), 988 nucleotides long. RefSeq lists its product as uncharacterized. Gene Ontology annotation, biological process: vesicle-mediated transport; endoplasmic reticulum organization. NCBI's taxonomy places the organism in Eukaryota, Viridiplantae, Streptophyta, Magnoliopsida, Caryophyllales, Amaranthaceae. Gene Ontology annotation, cellular component: endoplasmic reticulum membrane. The coding region runs from base 175 to 699 and encodes 174 amino acids. The record is from RefSeq and is a predicted model, not a curated record. The transcript has 6 exons.